AUAUGCAACAUUUGAAUCAAACAUACUCCCUUCCCUUCCCCAAAGUUCUCCAGGGCGCGGUCUUUAAUAGAUUCAAAUGGCUUGUUGAAACUUUUGCUCCAACAAAUCCCAAUCUCAAAAUCCAUGAAUGGGAAAUUAAUUUUCUGAAUCAAAUCGUCAAAUCUUCUAUUGGGUUUCUUCUCCUCAUGGAUUCUGAUACUCCUCGUGCACGCAUUGAGCAAUUCUUUGCUUCGAAAAAGAAGAGGAAGUCCUUAUCACCGAGUCUGAUACCUGCAAGAGCCAAGAAAGAUGUUAAGACUUCACAGGAAGGGUCUCCUAGCACGAAAGGUUCGUUGGAUGGGUAUUUAGUGACUUCUCAGUAUGAUAGUAAACCUUCAAACAAAGAUAAAAGUACACCGGCUAAGAGAAACCUCACGUUAGAGAUUGGUCCAUAUCUAAAAGAUGAGAAUAAAGAGUGUACUUUUUUGGUCGAAGCACAAUCUACAACUUCCAAAACAAAAACUUCAAAGGAAAAGUCCGAUAUUCCCCCUGACUCACAUGUUGUUGAAAAUAGAGGUCAUGGAGAAGAUGUGUUGGUUACUACACAGGUUACUGGAAACUCAGAACUUAAGCAGUUUGCUACGAACAUCUUGUCAUUAUAUUGCAGUGAGCUGCCAUCUAGUUCAAGUUUACCUUCAGCGCAACGUGAGGGUGCUAGUAAAAUGAGUGGUAGUCCUUCCACUCUUGAUGUGGAUGAGAAGAAUGCGAAGAGAAUCCGCUGCAUCUCAAGUGAAAGUAAUUCUAAUAUCAACAGAAGAUUUAAUUCUGAGUGCACAACUUUAAAUUCUAUAGAGAUAACAGAGGGGAAUACAUCAGGUGAAGCUCGGAUAAGCUUGAGAAAAUGUAACAAUGUACCUGUCACUGGGUCAACUGACUCUGAGACACCUGGUUCAACAUCUACAAAGCUUCAUAUUGGUGUUACUCCCAGGUCAUCUCGUAGUAGCUCCAUUUUUUCACCUGGAGAAGCAUUUUGGAAUGAAGCAAUUCAAGUUGCUGAUGGUUUGUUUGCCGAAAGUGAUAAGUUUUCUUCCCAAGCAGCAGUAGAGUCUGAUGCUUUGAAAACUCUUAAUGAGGUAAUCAAUUCCAAUGGUCCUGGAAAUGGAGAGUGUGGCAGUAAGUCCCACCAAAUAUUUAAUGAAUGUAUAGAGACUGUUUCUGAUGCCGGUGCUGUUUCUGUUGUUUGUUCAUUAAGGAAGUUGGGGAAGGAUCUGGAUAGAGAGAAGUCCCCAAUGCCUGUUAAGCAUUUUGAUUUUGCCUCUGACGAAAAAAAUUUCGAUGCUGUACAAUGUCACAGAAGUAACAUGGACAUCCAGACUAUUAGUGGCAAAAGAAUUGGGCCCCAAGAUCAUGUAUGUUUGAGUAGCUAUCCUGUUCUCAGCCCUCUCAAGGCAGUUCAAGCAAAAGGCACUAUCCCUGAAGUUCAAAACAUGACUCCAGAAUGUCCUGUUUCUAAGGGUAACAGGGAUGUGCUUAUCCCUGAAGUUCAAAACACUACUCCAGAAUGUCCUGUUGCUAAGAGUAACAGGGAUGUGUUUAUUCAGGAUACUGAUAUAAUGGCAUCAACUACACGUCCGGAGAAACUUAGUAGUUGUACAGCUAAUUCCUUAUCAAGUGAAAACUAUACUCCUUCAAGUAUUGCACCACUAAAGAAUGAUUUAGAUCUCAACCACUGGCUACCUUCUGAAAUAUGCAACGUUUACAUGAAAAAGGGUAUUUCAAAAUUGUACUCAUGGCAGGUUGAUUGUCUUCAAGUGGAAGGAGUUUUGCACAGCCGGAAUCUCGUAUAUUGUGCUUCUACCAGUGCUGGUAAAAGUUUUGUUGCUGAGAUAUUAAUGUUACGGAGAAUUUUAUCAUCCAGAAAAAUGGGUCUUCUUGUACUUCCAUAUGUAUCCAUUUGUGCAGAGAAGGCAGAACAUCUUGAAGUCCUUCUGGAACCAGUUGGGAAGCAUGUUCGCAGUUAUUAUGGUAAUCAGGGAGGUGGUAGUCUCCCAAAGGAUACCUCUAUUGCUGUCUGCACUAUUGAGAAGGCAAAUUCUUUAAUUAACCGACUGCUAGAAGACGGUCGUUUGUCAGAGCUUGGUAUCAUAGUGAUUGAUGAACUCCACAUGGUUGGAGACCAGAGUAGGGGUUAUCUAUUGGAGUUGAUGUUGACCAAGCUUCGUUAUGCAUCUGGUGAAGGCAAUACAGAGUCAUCCAGUGGAGAAACUUCAGGUACGAGCAGCGGAAAAGUUGACCCUGCUGGCAGUCUCCAAAUUGUUGGCAUGAGUGCAACUCUGCCCAAUGUGACAGCAGUCGCCGAUUGGCUUCAAGCAGCUUUGUAUCAGACCGAGUUUCGACCUGUUCCAUUGGAAGAAUAUGUAAAAGUAGGCAACACAAUUUAUAACCAAAAAUUGGACAUUGUCAGGACAAUCUCGAAAGCAGCUGAUCUUGGAGGUAAGGAUCCAGAUCACAUUGUGGAGCUCUGCAAUGAGGUUGUCCAAGAAGGCCACUCAGUACUAAUUUUCUGCUCAAGUCGCAAAGGAUGUGAAUCUACUGCUAGGCAUGUGGCAAAGUAUCUUAAAAGAUUUUCCUUGAAUCACGUGAGCAGCCAAAAUGACUCAAUUGAUAUUACUUCUGCAAUUGAUGCUUUGCGAAGAUCUCCAGCUGGGUUGGAUCCUAUUCUGGAAGAGACUCUUCCUGCUGGUGUUGCCUAUCACCAUGCUGGACUCACGGUUGAGGAAAGGGAAACAGUUGAAACCUGUUACCGCAAAGGACUUGUACGUGUUUUAACAGCUACAUCAACCUUAGCUGCAGGGGUUAAUCUUCCUGCUCGGAGAGUUAUUUUUCGACAACCGCGUAUUGGUCGUGACUUUAUUGAUGGCACAAAAUACCGACAGAUGGCUGGUCGGGCUGGUCGGACGGGUAUAGAUACAAAGGGAGAGAGUGUUCUGAUCUGCAAACCAGAAGAGGUCAAACGAAUAACGGCACUUGUUAACGAGAGCUGUCCACCAUUGCAUUCUUGUUUAUCCGAAGAUAAGAAUGGGAUGAUCCACGCAAUAUUGGAAGUUGUUGCUGGUGGUAUUGUUCAAACAGCUAGUGAUAUUAACCGAUACGUUAGGUGUACCCUUCUCAAUUCAACCAAACCAUUUGAUGACGUGGUUAAAUCAGCACAAGAUUCACUUCGCUGGUUAUGCCAUAAAAAAUUUCUUGAGUGGAGUGAAGAUACCAAGUUAUACACAGUCACACCUCUUGGUCGUGCAUCUUUUGGCAGCUCUCUCUCUCCUGAAGAAUCACUGGUUGUCUUGGAUGAUUUGAUUAGAGCGAGGGAAGGAUUUGUGCUUGCAUCUGAUCUUCAUGUUGUUUACUUAGUGACACCCAUUAAUGUUGAUCUUGAGCCUGACUGGGAACUGUAUUACCAGAGGUUCAUGGAGUUGUCUGCACUGGAUCAGUCAGUUGGCAAUCGGGUUGGAGUUCAAGAACCCUUUUUGAUGCGAAUGGCUCAUGGUGCACCAGUUCGUACAUCGUAUGGGUCAAAGGCUGGUACUAAAGGGCUUCAGGGAAAGUUGGAUAACAGAUCUCUGAAUGACCAUAUGCUCUCAGAUGAGCACAUGCUUCGCAUCUGUAGGAGAUUCUUUGUGGCUCUUAUAUUGUCAAGGCUCGUGCAGGAAGUGCCGGUUGUUGAGGUUUGUGAUGCAUUUAAGGUCGCAAGGGGUAUGGUUCAGGCCUUACAAGAAAAUGCUGGAAGGUUUGCCUCGAUGGUUUCUGUUUUUUGUGAGAGGCUUGGUUGGCAUGACCUUGAAGGCUUAGUAUCGAAAUUCCAAAAUCGUGUCUCAUUUGGAGUGAGGGCAGAGAUUGUAGAGCUUACCACCAUUCCAUAUGUUAAGGGUUCCCGAGCUCGAGCACUAUAUAAAGCUGGUUUUCGAACACCUGAAGCAAUUGCUGAAGCAUCAGUUCCUGAUAUUGUCAAAGUACUUUUUGAAUCUUCAUCAUGGGUUGACCAAGGUUCUGCACAGCGGAGGAUCCAAGUAGGGGUUGCAAAAAAGAUAAAAAAUGGUGCACGCAAGAUUGUUCUUGAUAAAGCUGAGGAAGCAAGGCUUGCUGCAUUCUCAGCUUUCAGGUCGCUUGGACUUGAUGUUCCAAUGCUUGCGCAGCCUGUCAUAUCUACUGCUGCUGGACAUGCUGCUCACAAAGAAGCUAGUACCUCCUCUGCAGAAGGGUCAACUAGUAGCUUUGUUAGCCUGGAGAACGCAAAGCAAGUCUUCUCCACGUCCUUAGAAAGAAGUAAGGAGGUCAAUAUCACUAUUCCUGAUGCAGGAGCAGAAAAUGCAAAAAGGAAAACAGUGGUUGACAAAGAGACAUUUGAUGUAGAAGGAUCUAAUGGCCUUAAUGGCGAAGUUAAUGAAACUGCUCAUCAAAUUGAUAAUGCAAAGACUUCCCCUUAUCCAACUUUAAAAAUUAAGAGCAUCGAAAGAGGUGGUACGUGUACCAAUCAUAAUCUUGCUGGGAAACAACACUGUGAAGGAGCUGAGAUAUGUAAUGGAAGAGUCAAAGAAACAUCAGAGAAGGGUCCUAUGAAUGCUAAUGCUGUUGCUGGUGGAUUUGAUUCUUUCCUGGAUCUCUGGGAAACUGCUGGGGAGUUCUACUUUGAUGUCCAUUUUAGCAAAAAGUCUUCACUGAACAGCAUUGCCCCAUUUGAAAUAUAUGGCAUAGCCAUUUGUUGGGAAGAUUCUCCCGUAUAUUAUGUAAAUCUUCCGAGGGACUUAUUUUGGUCCAACAGCAGAAGGAAUAGCCAAUCACUGCCCGUUACCGGUGGUGAUAUUGGGAAUGUUCUACCACCAAAUCUUCAGUGGGAGAUAGCAAUGCACCGGUGGAAUAGAAUUAGUACCAUAAUGAGGAAAAAAGAUAUAAAGAAGUUUACAUGGAACUUAAAAGGUCAGAUUCAGGUACUCAAGCAUCCUACUGUUUCAAUUCAGAGAUUUGGUGGGUUGAGUCUUUUGCUCAAAUCUCUAGAAGUGGAUCUUAUUGACAACAAUUGCUAUCUGUUAUCUCCUGUUCUCGUUCAAGAUGCAAUUGACUUGUGUAUAGUAGCUUGGGUGCUUUGGCCUGAUGAGGAGAAAGGUUCUAACCCUAGUAUAGAAAAGGAAGUAAAGAAAAGGUUAUCCGCUGAUGCUGCUGCUGCUGCUAAUCGAAAUGGUAGAUGGAAGAAUCAGAUGCGACAAGUUGCUCAUAAUGGUUGUUGUCGUCGAGUAGCACAAACACGAGCCUUGUGUUCUGUUCUAUGGAAACUAGUCAUUUCUGAAGGACUUGUUGAGGCACUUGGAGCAAUUGAAAUGCCAUUGGUCAAUAUUCUUGCAGACAUGGAACUCUGCGGAAUAGGUGUUGACAUGGAAGGAUGCCUAAAGGCACGACAAAUUCUGGGAAGGAAGCUGAAGAUUCUGGAAAAGGAAGCUUACAAGUUGGUUGGCAUGACUUUCUCAUUGCACACAGCAGCAGAAAUUGCGAAUGUACUCUAUGGGCAUCUACAGCUUCCUAUUCCAGAAGGAUGUAAAAAAGGAAAACAGCACCCUAGUACUGAUAAGCAUUGCUUGGAUUUGCUGAGGAAUGAGCACCCGAUAGUUCCUAUAAUUAAAGAGCACCGUACACUAGCAAAACUCUUGAAUUGUACAUUGGGGUCCAUUUGUUCACUUGCUAGACUAUCUAUGAGGACACAAAGGUACACACUACAUGGUCAUUGGCUCCAGACAUCAACAGCAACAGGGCGACUGUCAAUGGAGGAACCUAACCUUCAGUGUGUUGAACAUAUGAUUGACUUCAAAAUGAAUAACGAGGAUAAAGACCUUUGUACGCUAGAUGUCAACAAUUAUAAGAUCAAUGCUCGUGAUUUUUUUGUAUCUACUCAGGAGAAUUGGUUACUGUUAACAGCAGAUUAUUCCCAGAUAGAACUGAGAUUGAUGGCCCAUUUCUCUAAAGAUUCCUCGUUGAUCAAGUUGCUUAGUGAACCCCAAGGUGAUGUCUUCACUAUGAUUGCUGCAAAAUGGAUAGGUAAAACAGAGUCCAUUGUGAGUCAGGAGGAGCGAGAUCAAACUAAAAGGUUGAUUUACGGCAUUCUUUAUGGAAUGGGAGCUAAGAGCCUUGCAGAACAAAUUGAUUGUAGUUCAGAUGAAGCUGCUGAAAGAAUCGAAAGCUUUAAAAGAUCUUUUCCUGGUGUUGCUUCCUGGCUACAGGAAGCAGUUACAUCCUGCCGUGAGAAAGGUUAUGUAGAGACCCUCAAGGGACGAAAGCGUUUCUUGGCAAAAAUAAAAUUUGGAAACAGUAAUGAAAAGUCUAAAGCUCAGAGGCAGGCUGUGAAUUCUAUCUGCCAGGGUUCAGCUGCAGACAUUAUCAAGAUUGCAAUGAUAAACAUCCACCAUGCGCUUGAUCAUUUUGAGAAGUCUCCGUCCCAUCCUACGGCUGAUGAAAAGUUUCAUGUGCUUAAAGGACGUUGUCGGAUCAUUUUACAGGUUCACGAUGAAUUAGUACUUGAGGCUGAUCCUUCUGUUGCAAAGGAUGCUGGAUUGUUGUUGCAGAUGAGCAUGGAAAACGCUGUUUCUCUUCUUGAAUUGAUAUUCGAGUUUGUGCUUAGAUUAGUUCAUAUGGGUUUGUCUGCCAGUUCCACUGCAUGUGAAACUGAAGAUUGGGAGCACGUGGGGAUCGUUGGAGCCUUUCCAGGCAAGAGAAUGAAUAGGUUUGUCUAAGUGUGGACAUCUGUUCGUAUAGUUUAAAACUAUCAGUUGUUUCAUGCUGUUCAAACAGUAUGAACAGUGGUUAUUUCCAGUUUCCCCUCAAACAAGAAGACAGUCUAUCUGACAGACUAAGCAAUGAUGUUCACAUGGCAUGCAGCGGUUACUUGAAGGAAGUGGAAAGGACAGAGGAAGGGGCUUCUCUCUUAAUUGGAAAAAUCUGCACUUGUUGGUGCUCUGGUAAUUACUUUCGAACUAUGACAUGAAGUAACCAAUAUUGUGAUGAGGGUGCUCAGAACCAAGGCCAUAUUCAGUACUUUUAAGAGCAUUAGAUGUCGAGGCUUUUUCCUGAUCGUCUCCCGAGCAUGCUGCUUCACCACGUUGUAAGCCGACGGAGCAUCUUAGAGAGGGAAUGUGCUAAAUUAAUGGUUAAGAAUUUUACCUCACUCAUGUAGAUCUCAGAGAAAGCGGAUGCUGGAUAUUGAAGUGUCAAUUAAUGGCAGAGCAAUACCUAUCAUGAGAUCAAAAGAGUUGGUCCAAGUGGUGGAAGACUUCUAGGUGCUUAAUUCUUGAUGCUUAAGUUUCAAAUCCUACUGGAGCCUUGUGGCUUGACUCAUGCUCUUUAGUUUUGCCAUGAAUGGUUUCAAUGGGGUUUAUUGGUCCCCAAAAACCCAAUAAAUAAGGGAAAAAUAAAAUUUAGAGGGAAACAAUGAGCAUAGGAUAAUGACUUCUCCAUUGGCUAUAAGCCUUCAAAGCUUAGUUGAGGGCUCGAGGCGGAUCUCCUAGAACAUUUUGGGGUUUUAUGGAUUGUCGUGCGAGGGUAUUGAAUGUCUACUGGUGCAUUUUCUGCUCUAUAUUCCCUGACAUCUAAUGUUUGUGGAAUUGGUUAAUGGUGUUUGAGAAAGUUAAUUGCUGUAUUUUUGUCUCUCUUAUGGAGGAACAGCCUGGGACCUGGAAGAUCCACAUGCUGUCACAUCGGUAACAGAGGGUAGAGAUAGAUCAAUCUCAGGGGGUUGGGUUCUGAAGGCAUGCCACAGUGUAAGCUACUUUCUUGGCAGUCAAAUUUUGAAAUAUAGACCCCGCCCAGAAAGGCUGUUUUCAUUGCUUGGAAGACCUCAUAGGUAAGUUACUGUGAUGCGAGAUAACUACGGAAAAUUCAAUUUUGACUUGCAUUUCUCUAGGUUGGUGUUUGUAUUGUAAAGGUGCAUGGAUAAAAACUCUGGCACUUUGAAUCUGCUUGGUGCUCGACGGAGACAAUUAGAGGAGUUUGAUGGCAAGUGGAAUCCAGAUGGUGUUUGUAUUGUAAAGGUGCAUGGAUAAAAACUCUGGCACUUUGAAUCUGCUUGGUGCUCGACGGAGACAAUUAGAGGAGUUUGAUGGCAAGUGGAAUCCAGAUUAAUUGAAGUCUACUUUUGCUUUAGGCAGACUAUUGAUGUUUUUGUACCUAGCAGAGAUAGGUGGAAGAACACACAGAAAUAAGAGUUCAAGGUUGUCUUGAAACCAUUGAACUAAUAGAAAUAGAAAACAAUGUUGGCUUAGAUCCAGGAUCUUCCCUUAUUAACAUGGUUUUUGAGCUAUAUUUAUUUAAGGAAAUAGAAAAAUAAAGCAAGAUGAGUUUACGUAGAACAUUUCCUUAACCAGUUUCCAUGUGGCAAUUACUUCAUAAUAAAUCCCAGUGGAUGUAAUUUAAAAAAAAAAAAAUCCCAGUGGAUAGCAGUGGUACUUUAUGCAGUGUUCGGCUGCUUGUGUUGUAAACCCAAAUUGAGA
Capsicum annuum is the source of this 8504-nucleotide messenger RNA. RefSeq names its product helicase and polymerase-containing protein TEBICHI. Gene Ontology annotation, molecular function: DNA binding; DNA-directed DNA polymerase activity; ATP binding. The record is from RefSeq and is a predicted model, not a curated record. The transcript has 28 exons. The coding region runs from base 3 to 6752 and encodes 2249 amino acids. Gene Ontology annotation, biological process: DNA-templated DNA replication; double-strand break repair. Lineage: Eukaryota; Viridiplantae; Streptophyta; Magnoliopsida; Solanales; Solanaceae.